This is a messenger RNA of Oppiella nova, 2350 nucleotides long. The record is from the annotation of a GenBank genome assembly. NCBI's taxonomy places the organism in Eukaryota, Metazoa, Arthropoda, Arachnida, Sarcoptiformes, Oppiidae.
CGAUCGAAUGAUUGGAUGAUUGGUUCGAUCGAUGCGAAAGUGAAUCCGAAAUCAGAAUUGAUUUUCCACUCAAUGAUAGUGUUUAGAGACAAUCGAUUGGUUGGACCGGAGAUUGAGAGCUGAGACACACAGAGAGACACAAAGACAGAGACAUAGAGAGAGAGAGAGAGAGAGAGAGCAGACACUGACAGAGAGCCUGAGUGUUGCGAACCGAGAGAUAAUUGUUUUGUUUUCUGCCACUAAUUAGUGGUUUCGUUGAAUACAUUAACGACUCGUUUCUCGUCGACAAUGAAAUCGCGUCGCACUUUAGGAUCAGGCGAUGGCGAGCCCUACCGUUCCCGUCGUCAACGACUACCCCGUCUAUCACGACGACUAUCACCGCCGGUAUAACAACAACGCGUUCGGCUUCGAGCCCAAGAAGUCGACGCAAAACUUGAGUCCAAUCAUUGUCUUCAGGAAUGAGUCGAACGCGAAGUUCGCCAAACAGUCCACCCCUUCGUUGCUCUCCUGUUGUAACGCCGACGCGAAGAACCACUUCCUGACGGUCCGCAACCUCCUGAAGGUCGUGUUCAUUAUGUUCUGCGUCGGGAUGUGUUUCUACCAAACGGUCGACAUCUUCAAGAAGUACUCGUCGUUUCCGAUGGACGUGAACGUCGUGGUCGAGGAGAUGAAGCUCUUGCAGCUGCCGGCCAUCACUGUCUGCAACAACAAUAUAGUGAAGAGAGAGCUGUUGUUCGAGAAGUUCCCGAAUCUCCGCAAAGAGACCAAUAAUUCGAUGAAAAAGUUGGAGAAAUUCACUCGAGAGUGGAUCGCGAAGACGCCGUUGAAUGAAGUGCUGGAAUUGGCGCCCACUUUGAGGGACUUCGUGGAUGUGAUGGAGUGCGACACCCAAUACGACCCGGACGGAGACGACCCCGUGGCCAAGAAGUUGAAGUGCGUGGACAUCGAUGUGAUCACUUCGCUGCAGAAGAACGGCAUUUGUUUCACGUAUUUCCACAAAAUGGCAAAACAUGUUCGUCCGAAACCCAAAGCGUGCGUCCAAUGGGGCACUUGUCCCCAAAAAGAGCCGUUUUUCGACACAAACGAAAUAAUUCGCUUCGAACUCGACUUUCAGCCGAAGCAAUACACGAACCAAGAGCUGCCCAUCAGUGGACGCAUUGCCAUCCACGACAACACGGAGAUCGGGAACUCCCUGUCCAACAGCUAUAACCUGCAGCCCGGCUUCUACUACCAGUUCUACAUUAAACGCCAGUCCACACAAAUGCUGAGAAAGCCGUUCGCAACCAAUUGUUUCGAUUACGUGGCAGAAGAAGGACAGCGUCUGAACCGAACGCAGGAUUUCGCGUCUAUUCCUCUGUCGCGAAAGCAAUGCGCGUCCGGCUGUACGUCGCGCUUCGCAAUCAAUCAGUGCUUUUGUUGGCCUCCGGAACUGCCGUACGUUCGCAACAACGGCCUCGACGUCAACCGAUCGCUCACGUGGUGUCAGUGGAGGUUCGUGGAGGCGCAGAACCUGUACGGCAUGUGUUGGGACAAGAAGGCGCGCCUCAAGUGCGCGAUGCAAUGCCAGCCCUCGUGUUGGACCGAUCACUACGAGCUGUCCGUCCAGAAGCUGCAGUUCGAGUACUACGGAAGACCUGACUGGGAUUCGGAGGACGAGAAACUGAUGAACACUUCGGCCGUCGUGUCGAUCCGCUACUGGACUACAGAACACACGAUCCACAAGUACUCGCCGAUGUUCGCCAUCCUAGACAUGGUUUGCUACGUGGGAGGCCUGGUAUCCAUGUAUACCGGCAUCUCUUUGAUCGCGAUCUACGACUUCUUCAUUCUCUCGCUGUUUAUCAUUAAGAAAAAAGGUCUCAAAACCAAAAGCGACGCAAAAGUCGCGCUUUUGGCGGCAAAACGGCGACAAAACCUGACGUUCGCCGAAAUGGCGGACAAAUUGGCCGCAAAUAAGGUAACGAAAGGAAUGAGAGGAACGCCUAAUCAACGCCUUUCAUCUCAGGUUCGACUCUCGGCCGCCAUUUUCGGCGAACAGCCCUUCGAUAAGGACACGGCUGCGCGCGUUCUGCAGUUCCUGGAUCUGUCGGACGACCGCCUGCUUGAGCUCAUGCAAGAGAAGCCCGAAAUCCGCGGACAAAACGAACACUUCUUCAGCGAUCCCUUCAUUGCGCGUCUUCUGGAAGUGAUUCGCGUUUACGGCCCGACUCUGAAGGCCAUCGUCGAGGAGGAGAACGGAAACGGAAUCGUGUCGGCCGUCGACUGUCGUCUCGCGUGCGACAAAUACGACGACGCGGACGGCACUCGACGCGUGCGCAUCACAAUCGACGGCAAGUUCUUGGAAUACAAAUGA